AUGAAAAUGCAUCUCACUGGUACAGUUAAUUCAAAUCGUCAAGGUAAUCCCAGUAAUGUAAAUAAGAAAAGGCUAAAGGGUCUUUUGAAGAAACAUGAGACAGCAGCCUACCGUCACAAAGACAAUGUCUUGGUGUUGGUGUGGCGGGACCAAAGACACGUAAUUAUGAUGAGUUCGUAUCAUAACUCGGAUAUGCAAUUAGUAAAAAGAAGAGAGAAGGGAAGAAAAGAAGAUGAAAUUGUGUCCAAACCAGUUGUUGUAUGCGAUUACAACGAGAGAAUGGGAGGAGUCGACACUGCCGACCAUUACAUUUCGUCCUACAUGUUUGUUCGGAAAUCUAAAGUGUGGUGGAGAAAACUGUGGUUCUGGCUUAUGGAAGUAUGUGUCGUCAACAGCCUCCUGCUAUACAACAUGGACUUACAGAAUAAGGGGAAAACUCCCAUUGAUUCGAAGAGAUUUAGGGAAAUGCUGAUUACUGAACUUGUUUCUGGUGUACGUAACAAAUCUUAUUCACAGCGAGGUCGUCCUUCUUCAGCUGACCAAGAAGAUAGGCUAGAUAAAAAACCUCAUUUUAUUUAUGCCAAUGAAAAAAGCAACAGCAAGGACUGUGCUGUUUGCAGCAACAGGAAAGCUGGACAGAGAAGAGAAACCGUGUAUUUCUGUGCUACAUGUGCAAGAAAACCAGGCCUUCACCCAGGGCAGUGCUUUGAACGCUACCAUACCCUGAAAAACUAUAAGAUGUAA
Molecule: messenger RNA, 744 nt
Organism: Macrosteles quadrilineatus (aster leafhopper)
Lineage: Eukaryota; Metazoa; Arthropoda; Insecta; Hemiptera; Cicadellidae
Product: piggyBac transposable element-derived protein 4-like
Exons: 1
Coding region: 1-744 (247 amino acids)
Source: RefSeq, a predicted model, not a curated record